Messenger RNA from Aspergillus wentii DTO 134E9, 733 nucleotides. RefSeq names its product oxygenase MpaB family protein. Lineage: Eukaryota; Fungi; Ascomycota; Eurotiomycetes; Eurotiales; Aspergillaceae. Gene Ontology annotation, molecular function: oxidoreductase activity. The transcript has 3 exons. The record is from RefSeq and is a predicted model, not a curated record. Bases 65 to 733 code for a protein of 222 amino acids.
GUGACAUAUAUCGUUCCAUUCACAAUUGGCCAUAUCAUCCUCGACACACGAAAUAACCGCCAUAAUGGAAGCAAACAACACUACAAUCGAGAAAGAAACAUUUUUCAUGCCCCCUUCCUACCCAGACGGUGCAACAGAGCCAAACGUCCUCAAUGCUCUGGAAAAGCCCGAGCGCAUUCAAAAGAUCGUCCAGGAAGGCAUCCUCCUCGCUGGCGGAGCAGCCGCUAUCCUCCUCCAAGUCGCCAUGCCAGGCAUCUACUCUGGUGAUGAUCCACAGCUGCAAGUGUGGGUUGCUGCUACUCCGCAAGCCGUUGGAAUUGAUGUGUACGAGCAGGUGUUUGGUCGAAUGAGCGAGGAAGCAGCAGAAGAUGUGUAUCGAGAAUAUGCCAUACUCGCCGUCUCUUUACGCGUGAGACCUGGGAUGUGGCCACAGGAUCGUCGGGCAUCUUGGAUCUACUGGAAUAACGUGGCCAAGGAUUUACUAUUCAGCAACCGCGUGCCGCUGAAAAUUCGUGCUGUUCUUCCUUUGGUUCGACUUAUGACAGCCGAUAUGCUCCCAGAUCGCAUCCGAGAAGAAUAUGGCCUCAAGAUAGGCAAGUGUCGACGGAGAAUGCAAGGAAUUGUAACGGGAUUGACCAAGGCAAUGUAUCCUGCUACACCAAAGUUCAUCCGUACGUAUCCAUUGCGGUACUAUAUGAAGGAUAUGCGGAGACGGACCAAAGACGCCAAGUGA